Messenger RNA from Aspergillus calidoustus, 354 nucleotides. NCBI's taxonomy places the organism in Eukaryota, Fungi, Ascomycota, Eurotiomycetes, Eurotiales, Aspergillaceae. The record is from the annotation of a GenBank genome assembly.
AUGACCUACAAGGGGAGCUGCCACUGUGGCGCCGUGAAAUUCUCCUUCACCCUCGAGACCCCCCUCGAAGAAUCCGAGGUGGCCAAGUGCAACUGCUCCAUGUGUUCACGGAACGGAUAUCUCCUCGUCUACCCCAAGGGGUCAGAUGUGGUGUUCGACCAUGCAGAGGAUGCGGUGACGGAAUACCGCUUCAACACCAAGCAAUUCCCGCACUACUUUUGCUCAACUUGCGGCUCGAGUGUCUAUGCGAAGGGUCCCGAGGCGGCGAAUAUUAUCGCAGUAAAUGUCCGUGUUGUUGAAGGGGUUGAUAUUGAGAAUCUGAAGCUGAAGCCUAUGAAUGGGAAGGAUUAUUAG